This is a messenger RNA of Balaenoptera musculus (blue whale), 4923 nucleotides long. It is a transcript of the gene METTL16, whose product is annotated as methyltransferase like 16. Bases 153 to 1838 code for a protein of 561 amino acids. Gene Ontology annotation, biological process: rRNA base methylation. Gene Ontology annotation, cellular component: nucleus. The record is from RefSeq and is a predicted model, not a curated record. Gene Ontology annotation, molecular function: 23S rRNA (adenine(1618)-N(6))-methyltransferase activity. NCBI's taxonomy places the organism in Eukaryota, Metazoa, Chordata, Mammalia, Artiodactyla, Balaenopteridae. The transcript is spliced from 10 exons.
AAUCACGAGGCUGAAUGGAGGCCCAAGAUGGCGGCGCACUGGGAGCGUAACAUUUGCGUUUCUAGGAUCUUCAAGCUGCUGGUGGCUUAAGACUCUGGGGUUGUAGAGGCCCACACUAGACUAGUCGUCUGGAAGGAACUUAAACCUCAGAGAUGGCUCUGAGUAAAUCAAUGCAUGCAAGAAAUAGAUACAAGGACAAACCUCCUGACUUUGCAUAUCUGGCUUCCAAAUAUCCAGAUUUUCAGCAGCAUGUUCAGAUAAAUCUGAAUGGAAGAGUGAGUCUUAAUUUUAAAGACCCUGAAGCAGUCAGAGCUCUGACUUGUACUCUCCUAAGGGAGGAUUUUGGACUUUCUAUUGAUAUUCCACUGGAGAGACUAAUUCCCACGGUUCCCUUGAGACUCAACUAUAUUCAUUGGGUAGAAGAUCUGAUUGGUCAUCAGGACUCUGACAAAAGUACUCUCCGAAGAGGAAUUGACAUAGGUACUGGGGCAUCCUGCAUCUAUCCUUUACUUGGAACAACCUUAAAUGGCUGGUAUUUCCUUGCAACAGAAGUAGAUGACAUGUGCUUCAACUAUGCAAAGAAGAAUGUGGAACAGAAUAACUUAUCUGAUCUUAUAAAAGUGGUAAAAGUACCACAGAAGACCCUCCUGAUGGAUGCUCUUAAAGAAGAAUCUGAGAUAAUCUAUGACUUUUGCAUGUGCAACCCUCCCUUUUUUGCCAAUCAGUUGGAAGCCAAGGGAGUAAACUCUCGAAACCCUCGAAGACCCCCACCUAGUUCAGUAAAUACAGGAGGAAUCACAGAGAUCAUGGCAGAAGGGGGCGAAUUAGAGUUUGUUAAAAGGAUCAUCCAUGACAGUUUACAGCUUCAGAAAAGAUUAAGGUGGUAUAGCUGUAUGCUGGGAAAGAAAUGCAGCCUGGCUCCUCUGAAGGAAGAACUUCGAAUACAAGGGGUUCCUAAAGUCACCUACACUGAAUUCUGCCAAGGUCGGACAAUGAGGUGGGCUUUGGCUUGGAGUUUUUAUGAUGAUGUAACAGUACCAUCACCACCAAGUAAGCGAAGAAAAUUAGAGAAGCCAAGGAAACCCAUUACGUUUGUAGUAUUGGAAUCUGUGAUGAAAGAAUUAUCCCUCAAAGCAUCGUCUUUGGGCUCUGAGACAGUGGAAGGCAUAGUAGUUGUGACAACAUGGAUUGAAAAAAUUCUCACCGAUCUGAAGGUCCAGCAUAAACGAGUUCCCUGUGGAAAGGAGGAAAUUAGCCUUUUCCUAACAGCCAUAGAAAACUCCUGGAUUCACUUAAGGAGGAAGAAAAGGGACCGAGUGAGACAACUGAGAGAAGUUCCCCGAGCUCCCAAGAACGUCAUCCAAGCCUUGGAAGAGAAAAGGUCCCCCGCUAAGGAGUCUGGCAGCAGCCAAGACUUGGCUCAUGGUCCCCAGGAGAGUGCUCUGUGCGGGCCUGCUCUACGGGAAGACGAGUCUGCCACUGUGGAGGGCCAUGGCCCAAACCAGGACUCGCUUUCCCAGGAGGAAAACCCAGAACCCAUGGAGGAUGAAAGGAGUGAGGAAAAGGGAGAGAUGGAGGUUUGGGAAAGUUGUAAAGGCUCUAGUAAUGGAGCCCAGGACCAAGAGGCUUCUGAGCAGUUCAGCAACCCAGUGUCUGAAAAAGGGAACCAUCUCCAAAGAGCGGCUGGAUGUUACCUAUUCAAGUGUUUGAUAAACGUUAAGAAGGAGGUAGAUGAUGCCUUAGUUGAAAUGCAUUGGGUUGAGGGCCAGAACAGGGAUUUGAUGAACCAACUUUGUACUUACAUACGUAACCAAAUUUUCAGGCUUGUUGCUAGUUAACUCCAAACUUCUUGCACAGUAAAGCAGCUUGCUUUGGAGUGUAGCCUGCGGGGUGGCAAGCUGAAUCCCACCAUUGGCCCACUGGUAGCAUUAUAUGGAAUUAUCUGAAACAAAUUAAUCACUUUUAAACACCCCCCUCCCUUUUUUUUUAAGUUAACAGGGCACUGUAAUAUGGUAGUUCAGAGGAAGAAUUGUGGUUAUUUGCAUCAACAAAAAGCCAUCAAUAAACUCAUAAGGGAUUCAAACCUGACUUAAGCUGAUCACCUUAGCUUUAGACUGGUUUUCUGAGGCCGAAAGGAUUAUUUUUGCAGUCUGAUCCUGGUCAGAGCUUACAGAGCAUCAUGCUCUCUCUGUCACCCCUGGUUGCUUCCUGAGAAGGGGUGACUUUCUUAACCCCCUGGUGGAGGUGGUAUACCAGGUAGCCCUGUACCUUCUUCUAAAGUCACCUUUAAGACUGAAGACUUUGGGUACAUAUAAUUGAUGACCCCUGUGUCAGUCCUGAGAAGGGAACUGGCCUAAUGGUAGGUGGCGGGAGAGUCAGGGAGAGAAAGCUCAGUAAUGCCAGGAAGAAAGGCCAAUCAGGAAGCGCCUGGAAACGUCGGAAACAUCGGCAUAUUCCUGACUCUUGUCUGUUUUGAUGUUGGUUAUUUCAGAAACAGAAUUAGGGAAGCAAAACUGCCAGAUGUGACUGAGAUACAGCAGAAUGAAGCCAUACCCCUACCUCCAACCUGUUUAAAGUACUAUUUUGUAGCAGUUUUACUGGUGUGUGAUUUUUUUUUAUUUGUUUCGACAUUUGAAGUGGAGCUAAUAUAAGAGUAUUCAGAAUUGAAAACUGUCAAUCCUGUUUGAAUCCUGGGGUUGGGGAAAAUAUUUUCUUGGCUUUGAAUGGGUAAGUGGUUGAUGAUUGAAAUAAAAAUGGAGCAAGAUAGUUAUGUGUAGUAAGUUGCUUAAGAAAGUCUCAUCUAUUGGCAGAUAAGUUGUCGCUGAUCAAAGACGGUUUUUUGGGGUUCCCUUGUAAUCCCUUCUGUGUUUACCUGUUACCAUUGGAGAAUUCUAAGGUUGAGGUAACCAUGGUCUUAAAACAUGUUUCUAAUUGUAGUGUCAGGGCUCGGCAGGAAUGUCUCCGGAAAAGGAGUCUCUCUUUUAUUCUCUUGGUGUCUCAGUUAUCCUCUGCUGUGCUUGACUUCCAUGGCUUGAUUUUACACCAGCAGCCUAGGGUUCUGUUUAGCCUGAAAUUUCUGAGUAUGGUGCCAGAGCUCCUUGCUAUCUGCAAAGAAGACUGUGUAGUUAAGCCACAGUUUUAAAAGGUGGCAUUGGUUGGGGCAGAAAACUGAUGACCUUGGCAUACUUUGGCAGCACCUAGACCAGCCCCUCAGCAAAGAUACAGGAAAUGGAAAUAGGACCACAUUAUACCUCCCGGUGGCCGUGGAGACAGAGCUGCAGAAGAGAACAUAUUAACCAACCAGUGUUCUUAACCUGGUCGUGGGCCUCUGGAGAACCCAUAGCCUCCUGGAUUAUUUCCAAAAGCUCUGGACAUGUUUGGUUUUUCUUUCUGGAGAGAAGGGUCCCUGACUUAGAGAGAGCGGUUAGUAACUCACUGAGGAUUAGGAACCACUAUGCUAGUCCAGCCUCUUCUUUGACAGGAUAAGGAAACCAACACCCAGGGUCCCACAGAGCCAAGAUUCAUUGCAGGGCCCUAGAUUCCUGUGCUCAUCUCCUGUACCCACCCACACCAUCCUGCUCUGCUUACCUCUUAGGACACAUUGGAAUCAUAUGCUGGACCCAAACCUAGUUUAUAUCUUCAGAAAAUUUUAGGAUAAGUGAGUUAGGUGACAACCAUUCACUUGAUAAGUGGUCACUAAGUAUUUGCUUGUUUGUUUCACUAUAAAAGAGUAGUGUAUGCUCAUUAUUAAAGAUUUGGAAAGAUGAAAGAAAACAGCUUCAAAAUCACCCCUAGUCUCAACCUUCUGAAGCACAGCCACUAUUGGUAUUUUAGUGUUUCCUUCUAGUCUCUAAUCUCUUUCUGUAGAUGGGGUGUGUGAGUGUGUGGGUUCAACUUUGGUUGUGUUGAUGCUGUAUAUUCAGUUUUAUAUUAUGCUCUUUUCUCAUCUGAUGUCUUGUAAGUAUUUUUCCAUGUUGUCACAGGAGUGCAUUAUUUAUGCUCCUCGCCUGUUCAAGAUGAGCUUCAGGCGCAGUAUUAGCCUUUGUUUAAGUCUGAUACUUAGACGUCUCCAAAGAAUCCUCUGUGGACCUGGAGGCACAGGAGACGUGUCUUGUGUCUAUAUGUGUUUGGUGCCCCAGGUUUAAGGCCUGGUGUCAUGGAGGACGUUUUAUAGGUGUUAAGCUAAUGCUCUUAGAAUUUAAAAAGUAUGUGACAACAGAAGCUUCCAGUGCCAGAGCUGUGAGUGCCAUUUUUGCAUUUGUGUGUCUUCAUUUCCUUCUCUGAGUAGUUAUUUCUAUCUAAUGAGAGAACAUUGAAACAUUUUGAAAAGACAUCUAAAAAUUCUUUCACUUAUGCAUAUACUUACAAUGUGUGUGAUAUGUGGUAGCCUACACCUCUGAUAUGGGGAAAAGGAAUUUUUUUAGAAGAAAUAGGUUAUUGACCCAGGUAUCAUAAUGUUGAGUGAUACUUGCCGAAGUGUCUAGAGGUCAAGUUCAUGUUGAUGGAUUGGUAUGGAAUUCAAUCUUUGUGGUAUUAUCUUAAAUUCUAUUCUGGUCCCUUGCAUUGGCUUCUGAUCUCUUGAUAACCAAAGUGGGAACAGAAGCUGAACUUGUUUUCCAAGGAGGGGAAUAAGCUGCUUUUGUUCUUUGGAAUCUGCUUUGCUUCCAGCAGUUUGGUCCCUUCACCCCACAUCGUUGCCCAGGUAUUCACACGCCAGAGCAUCGCUGCUUGUCCUAGUAGGGUUAGUGUCUCUGUGUUGGAGUUUCAACUGAUCUUAAGGGUGCGUGUGGAUUACUUAAAACUUUAGUAUAUAUUUUUAAAAACAUGAAACCUCUCUUCUCUUGAUAGAAAUCAAAGCUUACCAUGUGAGCACACCAACUUCUAAGCUCUGACAAGUAAUAAAACUGCAGGGUGUGAAAAAGA